Molecule: messenger RNA, 2253 nt
Organism: Penicillium concentricum
Lineage: Eukaryota; Fungi; Ascomycota; Eurotiomycetes; Eurotiales; Aspergillaceae
Exons: 1
Coding region: 1-2253 (750 amino acids)
Source: RefSeq, a predicted model, not a curated record
AUGGAGACAUCCGGCUCGGUCCCUUUGCGGCGACUCCCGAGCUACACUCAGCACGAGACACCUGAACACACUGGACACGAUUCCUCUUCCGAGUCUUCUCCGCUGCAUGACGAUGAACUUCCAUCAUAUAGCCAGGCUCGGUCAACGGGACAAAUAUCAGGAGGGCACAGUACAUUGCUUCAUCGAUCGGCCUGGGUAUUUUUUUUCACAAUUUUCUAUGUGGCGCUCGCCAUCUAUGCCUGGACCAUGACAGUUCUACUGUCAUCCGGCCCCGUCAAAGCCAAGUCCUGGGGAUACUCGAUCAAAGAAUCAUACUUGAGUUACGGCGAUAGGAACCAAGCAGAUUUCCGCCAAGACAGACAGAUCUAUCGAUCUGCGCGGAUUAUCCAGACAUUCAUCCAAGUCGUUACUCUUCCCUGGAUUUCCACAGUGUGUGCUAGUGCCGCUGUAAUCUUUGCGCAGAAUCGAAAAGAUUCCAUGAGCCUUCGGCUACGCCAAGUCACAACGCUGGCUGACCGCAGGUGGAUGGACUUUUCGCUAUAUCGAGCACUCAUUUGUGGGAGGUGGAGGCAAUACGGUAGUAUACUACUGGCCGCCGCAAUCUUCAUCUGGGUGUUUGGCCUCAUCACAUAUCCCAUUCAGGCGCUCUUUCUCGAUUCAUCCCCUGUCAAAGUCCGGACUUAUCCCCAGCAGAGAGCCGCUGUCUAUGACUUCAUAUCGAAUGAUGAUCUGUAUUUACAGUCGGAACCAGACGGCAAGGACGUGUUGAAUGUCCGCGAUGCCCUCAACAAAGCGAAUGGUGAUGCCUACCAACCUAACUUGUGGAGUAACAACAGUGGAGUACAAUUUUUGACUCUCAACGAUAUGUCCCCUAAGACGUUCUAUUCCCAGGUUCCGAGUGGUUUCAAUACAGGACUGCUUCGUCAAUUUGCCCCACGUGUGAACUCUACGGCUACAUAUCAGAUCAUACAAGAGUCUGAGAUCCCGGUCGCCUGCGAUACCGGCUAUUCACUCCCAGUUAAAUUUUAUGCUGGGUAUUCAUCUUCGUACUCGUGGUACUCUACUUAUUCUUGGAGUGUCAUUGCGUGCAUGCCAGGAGAUAUGACAAGCUCACCUUGGCGGGCGGGACGUACCCGGCAGGACUUUUCUGAGGUCCUCUAUCUCAAUAUGACACAAGAAGAGUACACCUCGGGGGGUUAUUCUAGUCAAGAUGCGGGCAACAAAGUUCUUUAUCGAAUCACCGUGGACACUACGGCCGGCUUCUUUGAAUUGCCCAACUAUAUGAACAAGGGUGUCCCUGGCCCCUUACUGGAUCAAGAUCCCCUGGAUCUAUGUGGCCAGGAUUGUAUUAAACAAGAUACACUUCACACAUUCCCAGGAGGGUCUAGUUUGCGCCGCCGCGAUGAAAACACAGCAAGCAGCGCUCUCAAAGAUGCAUCGCUGAGUUCCAUCUCAACAGAGAAGAAAGGACCGUUGUUAGCGGCCACCCUGGCAACCUUCGGCCCUGGGUCUUUUGUCGACACAUUUGUAGCAGUUUCCGCAGCUCUUGAAGCAGACGACAAGAUCACGGACGAGGUGUCGUCAAACUUGAGAUUUACCUGUAUCGCGAACGCCCCACUCGCCAAUCUGUUCAACUCUUCCUCUUUCGGGUCUUCCUAUUCGGGGUGUAUUACUCCUAGGAUCGCUGGAAAUGGCACCUGGUACUCUGCUGAGUCACAGAUUGCGAAAUGGAUCCAUCUGUUUCAAGAAGGCACGGAUUCGAUUUCGAGUGCCUUCACAGCUGCGGCUUAUCUAGCCAAUCAGGAAUUCAUUUCCAGUCAGAGCGGUAUAUGGUAUAUCAACCAAGAUUUGGGCACUGAUAUGGAUCUUCCAUCAAUCUCUCCCGCGGGAAUCAUCGUCGUCUCCAUCUUGAUGGGACUUUACUUGCUACCACUGUUAGCUUUGUCACUAUACGCUGGCUAUUACCCACGAUGGACUGAAAGAUUGGAUUCCUUUGUGAUGCUACGAUUUGGCGCCUUUGCUGGCGAUAAGGUCUUCCCUAUGCUAGUUGGACGCCAUACUGAGAAAUGCCCAGAGCUAGACGAGAUGUCUGGCGUUGUUCGGGAUGUCUCAACAACAUCAGCCGACGGGGCUGUUCAAAUUGGGAGGCUAGGUUUCGGCGAAGGCAAGAUGUUGCAAGAAGGCCGUCGUUAUGAGUGCUUCAAAGGAGACAAUGAGCCAUUUAAUUCAUGGUUUGUUGAGCACCGAGGCUGA